AUGACACUGCAUCUCUGUCCAUCGUAUACCAGGAAGAUCACCUCGACAACAUGCUUACGCGCGCAAGGAACGGAUGUGACCGAAAGCUUCAAUUCGAAUAGGAGGUCUUCUGGUGCCCAAAGUAUAUCUACUGGUGUUUGUCGUUGGACAGCUCGAGCUCUGUCGAAAAUCCCAGACUGUCGACUGAUCACUCCGACCAUUGAGUGCGACGCAAUGAAACCAUUCCUGCUCACCUUGUCGAACGAUGCCCAGCUCUCAGGUAUCUAUUCCGUGCCCGGAAAGACUCCUACCACUCCACGAUAUCGACCUUUGAUCGUCGCACUACAUGGAGGCACCUACAGUUCGCAGUACUUUGACGCCCAUCCGGAACACUCUGUCGGGACCAUAUCCGAAACCACUGGAGUUCCUUUCGUGGCCAUCGAUCGGCCGGGAUACAGGGAGAGUUCGAGCCUGCCCACGGUACCAAACGGGUCUACAUUUGCACAAGAAGAGGGAAAGUACUUGCAUGACUACAUUCUCCCCAAGAUAUGGGCGGAAUACGGCUUGUCAACCGGCGCAAGCUCGAUGGUAGUGAUGGGCCAUUCACUUGGCUGCUCUCCCUGUGUUGUUGCUGCAGCCUUGCAUUCCCAGGAGGCUGAUCCGCAAUAUCCAUGGGCAGGAGUCAUCCUCUCCGGCCGUGGUAUGGUGUCGGCGUUCCCCCAAUCAAAGGGCGAGGAACAACUGGCCCGAGGCAGACAGCUUGGAUAUGUCGAAUUCCCUCCCGGGGCCAAGGACUUUUUGAUGUUUGGCGACCCUGCGCUGGGGCUGGCGAGCGCAGAGAUACGGCGAAUUUCGGAGGAAAUAACGCAUCGAGCACCAUUCGGGGAGUUUGAAGACAGAAGACUUCAUUGGGACCAUUACUGGAAGGGAUAUGCAAAGCAGGUCAAGAUCCCCGUGGUGACGGCGAUCGGAGGGCGAGACUCGCUAUUCCAUGCGUCACAGCAAGACAUCGAGGAAUUUGCCCGAGCAUUCAGCAAUUCCCCGAAAGUCGAAGCUGUGCUGGUUGCCAACGCUCCUCACUGCUUAGAACUGAGUUAUUGGGGACCUGCUUGGCUGUUGAGAUGUUUUGGCUUUGCGAUUGAGUGUGCAACCAGUGCAGCUUUACAGCCUCAUGGGGGUGCAUUGGGACCGACAGAAAGCCAGUGA
Messenger RNA from Cladophialophora immunda, 1185 nucleotides. RefSeq lists its product as uncharacterized. Lineage: Eukaryota; Fungi; Ascomycota; Eurotiomycetes; Chaetothyriales; Herpotrichiellaceae. The transcript has a single exon. The record is from RefSeq and is a predicted model, not a curated record. The coding region runs from base 1 to 1185 and encodes 394 amino acids.